Molecule: messenger RNA, 2314 nt
Organism: Drosophila innubila
Lineage: Eukaryota; Metazoa; Arthropoda; Insecta; Diptera; Drosophilidae
Product: LMBR1 domain-containing protein 2 homolog
Exons: 3
Coding region: 35-2176 (713 amino acids)
Cellular component (GO): membrane
Source: RefSeq, a predicted model, not a curated record
UUUAGUACUUAGAAAAAGCACCAGCACCGAGAUAAUGGCCUACUUGCUGACAUUCGGCAUCAUUGCCGCCCUGUUCCUGGCCAGCAUCUUGCUCUAUCGCUAUGGCAACAUUCCACGUCAACACAUCCUCGUCACACUCUCCGUUCUGACAGCUUGGUGUUUCUCCUUCCUGAUCGUCUUCACCAUACCCUUGGAUGUGACUUCUACCCUGUAUCGACAGUGUCUGGAGGAGCAUAAGCCGGCACCGGCACCGGAAUCAGCUAAUGUCCAUGGUAACACAAGUACAAGUACAAGCACUUUGCACCCACAGGAAUGCCAGGAACCCUGGGGCAUGGUACCAGAGUCAGUGUUUCCUAAUUUAUGGCGCAUUAUCUAUUGGAGCUCCCAGUUCCUCACAUGGUUAAUUAUGCCUCUGAUGCAAUCGUACCUUAAAGCGGGAGAUUUCACAAUCAAGGGCAAGCUGAAAUCGGCACUGAUUGAGAACGCAAUCUAUUACGGAUCCUACUUGUUUAUAUGUGGAGUACUGCUCAUCUAUAUUGCUGUCAAGGGUGUCUCGCUGGAUUGGCAGAAACUUAAGGCUAUUGCCUCAUCGGCCUCAAACACUUGGGGUCUGUUUUUGCUAGUGCUUCUGUUGGGAUAUGCCCUAGUGGAGGUACCGCGCUCGCUCUGGAACAAUGCCAAGCCGGGAUUUGCACUGCAAUAUGCAUACUUUAAGGCCGCAAAACUUAGUACGGAUAAGGCGGAGGCGGAGGAGCAUGUGGAUGAUGUCCUAGAGUCGCUGCAAUGCAUCAGUCGUGCGGUGCCCAACAAUCACGUCUUACGACCCUGUGUGGAGACAAUAAUGCGCAAGGUUCCCAUUGAGUUGCAAGAACGAGCUAGUCGAAACUUUUCCCGGAGUGGCGCCAACGGCAUGGGCGGCACCUCUUCAACCAUUGUGCCCUCGGAGAAGGCCCUCGUCCGAAUACACAAGCAGGUGAUCAAAUCUUUACAAACUCUGCAACGCACUGAGGCCCUCUGGAGCGUUCAGGUGAAGACGGUGUUGCAUCUGGAAGAUGUGGCAAACAACGUUCACUCUGCCGACCGUCAAUUUAAAACAGAAUUUCCGUGUCAGCGAUCGCAACUGGAGAGAUUUCUAUAUAGCGCCUCGAUCCAAUGGUACUGGGAGUGUCUAUUAAAGGCGCCAUUCCUUAAAGCCCUGUGCGUCUUGACGGCCAGCAUGUCGGCGAUGGUCGUAUGGAGCGAACUGACAUUUUUCAGCAGGCACCCGGUACUCUCGAUAUUCGCCAAUGUGAUAAAUGUGGCCAAGAGUAGCUAUGACUUCCUGACCAUUGAGGUGUUCUCCAUGGUGGUGCUGUGUUACUUCUUCUAUUGCACCUAUUCCACGAUUCUUCGGAUUCGCUUCCUAAAUCUUUACUACCUGGCACCGCAUCAUCAGACCAAUGAGCACAGCUUGAUCUUCAGUGGAAUGCUGCUCUGUCGUCUAACGCCGCCAAUGUGUCUCAAUUUUCUCGGACUCAUUCACAUGGAUUCGCAUAUAAUACAAAAGCGCAUAAUGGAAACGUAUUAUACACAAAUCAUGGGUCACAUGGACGUGAUUGGCAUCAUCUCGAAUGGCUUCAACAUCUAUUUUCCAAUGUGCAUGCUGGCGUUCUGUCUGGCCACCUGGUUCAGUCUAGGAAGUCGUGCUCUGAAUGCGUUGGGCUUUCAACAGUUUUUGCAGAAUGAAACGAUUGCCACGGAAUUAGUCCAGGAGGGAAAAGAUUUGAUAGCACGCGAAAAGCGACGGCGUCAGCGUGCCGAGGAGGCAAUGGCCAGGCGACGAGACUUUACCAGACCCGACACUCUGCCCAGUCAUGACUAUUUGGGCAAAUACCGCGGAGCAGGCAGUAAUGGCGGUGGCGGAGGCGGAGCCGGAAGUCUACUGAUUGGUCAUCGCACUUCAGCUGAUGGUCUUUUACGGGAUGGCGAUGUCAGUAUUGAUUAUGCUGCCGUUGCCUCCUCCUCGGCUCUCGGCGUGCCUCGUUCGCUGUCAGAGGAGAUCAACGAUCGCUUUGGCGUUAGCACACAAAUGCAGAUCGGCUUUCGAGGCACAAACGAACAGGAUGAAGUCUUCGAGGCUGAGAACGAACGUCGCAUCGUUGGACCACCACCCCGUGGACUCUUUGAUGAUGUUUAGACUCGAAAUUCGUGCAAUAUUGCAAUUGAUUUAGUUAAUUUAAUUUAAUUAUUAAGUUAAAACCUCUCCGCUGCUGUUCCUUGUCACAAAUAUUGUACACAUUUCAAUAAAAUAACUCUAGCUAAGGCGUUUAAUGUA